Messenger RNA from Anthonomus grandis grandis, 2346 nucleotides. RefSeq names its product sodium/hydrogen exchanger 9B2-like. Gene Ontology annotation, cellular component: membrane. Bases 136 to 2256 code for a protein of 706 amino acids. The transcript has 10 exons. Lineage: Eukaryota; Metazoa; Arthropoda; Insecta; Coleoptera; Curculionidae. Gene Ontology annotation, molecular function: antiporter activity. Gene Ontology annotation, biological process: proton transmembrane transport. The record is from RefSeq and is a predicted model, not a curated record.
CUCGCCAAUAAUCGUUCGGAAGAGCCACCAGAGGUUUUUUAGUACCGCGCGUCGUUUGUUGAACGCAGAUAUUUGUUUGUUUUGUUGAAAACAAACGCGCGUUUCAUUUGUUUAUUUUAUUAAAAAAAAAAUACAAUGGAGCCUCCCAACAUAAGGAUAGUUGCUGCCCAAGAGGAUAUUGAAAUGCCCAAAAGGAGAGUGAGCAUUGUCGAAAGUCCCGAUCAAACGAAAAAGGGAAUUUUACGCACGCUAAGUAGUCGAUUAGAAAAAGCUUCUUCUUUGGGCACAAAACACGGAAAAAAACCGAACGGAAACGUAUUACCGGAUGGGUUUUAUGAAAAGUACGACCAUAUGGCCCCUCAAAAUUCAUAUAACGACGAAAGAUCCUGGUGGUACAAGUUGUGCGUCAAAUGUCGCGGUAAGGACGAGAGCGUACCCUCCUGGGAACCGAGGGCGUGGUCCAAGUUUUGUCCGUAUCCAUUUUUUCCGACUUAUCGGCAAUUUUCCCGGGUGGUUUGCCUGCUAUUGAUCGGAUUGAUGUCUUGGUGUGCCAUAUAUUCAAUUGUGGGUGAGACAGCAGCCCCUCCUCACGGAAAACUCUUCCAGCUGAUCCUGCUGAGCAUCUGCGCAUACUUGGGGGGUUGGGUGACGAGUCUCACCACCCUCCCGGCCCUCAUAGGGAUGCUCUUCACCGGAUUAUUUCUGCAAAAUGUCGGACUCGUCGACUUGGACGAAUCCUUCUCUGAGGUAGCCAACAAAAUUAGACAUGGUGCUCUGGUGAUAAUCCUAAUCAGAGCGGGCCUGGAUUUGGACCCGAAAGCCCUCUGGCGUCUAAAAUUUAUCGUGGUAAGACUAAGCCUGAUCCCCUGGUUGGUUGAAGGUGGAGUAUGCGCCAUCCUCUCCAGGUUCUUCCUAGGAAUGGCCUGGGACUACUCGAUUCUCCUCGGGAGCAUAAUUUCUGCAGUAGCACCGGCGGUUGUGGUGCCCUGCCUCUUCAGGUUGCGGACUAAAGGUUAUGGAGUGGCCAAAGGUAUUCCUACUCUAAUCAUUGCCGUGGCGAGUAUCGACGAUGCCACUUCGAUAGCGGUCUUUGGUAUAGUGAAAAGUAUCAUGUUCGUUCACAGUUCCUUAACGUCUCUGGUGCUACAAGGGCCAGUUUCCAUAUUUGGCGGGUUCGGGUUUGGGAUUUUGUUCGGGUUGCUGUUGCGGUACUGCCCGGAGAGAAACGAUAAGUUUUUGGUACCCUUCAGGAUCAUAAUGCUGCUGGCAGGAGGCAUGGCGGCGAUAUACUUCAGCGAACACUUGGGAUACGGUGGUGCGGGACCCCUAGGGGCUGUCGUAGCCGCCUUCGUUUCCCUCAUCUUUUGGACGAAACAGGGAUGGAGCACCGAGGAAAACCCUGCCUCGACCGCUUUCGAGAUUUUCUGGAUGAUCGUCGAACCAGUUCUUUUUGGUAUCACCGGUGCCCAAAUGCGAUUCGAGGAGCUUCACGGCACCGUGGUUCUGAUUGGAGUGGGGAUUCUCAUAGUGGGAGUAAUCAUCAGAAUUUUCGCGACUCUGGUUAUUGGGAUUGGUUGCGGGUUAAAUUUGAAGGAGAAGAUCUUUUGUGCUAUAGCCUGGAUGCCUAAGGCUACUGUACAGGCUGCUCUAGCUCCUAUAGUACUCAGUUACAUAACCGACACCACAUCAGCGGAAUACUCCAGUGCCAAAAAAAUAAUCACCGUAUGCAUCUUAUCGAUUAUGAUAACGACGACAAUUGGGGCCGCUUUGGUGACCCUUUUGGGCAGCAAAUUGUUACGAAAAACGAAAUUUGCGGUGCAACCGGAGCAGUGGCGUAGAUCCCAUCGACCCUCUGUGCGUGACAUCAGCAUAAUCGACGAGGAUUUCGAGGACGACGACGACGAGGACGAGGACUAUAAGGGAAUCGAUAAUUUAGGCUGCGAUAUGGCUGAAGAAUCGAAAACAAAUGAGGGCGAGGCCAAGAGUGAUCAGGUCGUAAUUUGUUGUCAGCCAAAAGACACUCUGAAGCCACCCGAGUAUGAUUGUGUCAAGGUUUCCUUAAAGGAGGACACGUUAAGUGAAAAGUUACGUAAAACGGAAUCUUUUUUGAACGGGGAACGUUCCGAGGACGAUAAUAGAACGGUUACGAGGUUAAAAAUUAACGAGGAAUCCGAUCAAACACUAGAAAACGAUAGUGACAUCAAUAAUGCCAGUGAAAAGAAAUGUGAUAACGACGCGAGCGGUAAUGAAUCUUGAGAGCCAUGCAAUUAUAUAUUUAUUUUUUUUUAUGUAUUAUAUAGGUGUUAUUGUUAAGUUAAAAUAAAUAUAUUUUUAGUUACAAUAUCA